CAAAAGAAUAUUUAAUAAUUAAAUUUAGAUAAUGAAUAUUAAAUUCCUUAAAAAAUAUAUCUUUCAGGAAAUAGAUUUGUUUUAAUAACUGAUAAUUUAAAAGAAAAAAACUAAACAUUUAUAACUUCUAAUGUAAUAUUUACUAUUCAUGGAAUUCCAGAUUCACAUUAAAGUUUUAAAUUACUUUAAUCUUCUUUUCCUUUGAACUAUUGCAGAUGGAUUAAUUUCUGUAUACCAGGUCUUGAUUAAUUCGACGAAAGAAGAGGUAUAUUUUUAAAAAUAAAAAAAUCUAAUCAAUUUCUUAAAAGGAUAAUUUGAUUCUAAUUUCGAAGAAUCAAUGAAUUUAGUUUAUGAUCUUUUAUAAAAACUUUAAAUUGAAAAAGUUGUUAUAAUAGUACAUUCUUUUGGAGGUGUUAUUGGUAAAUGUUUUUCAUAUAAAUAUCCUUAAAAAGUUAAAGCUUUAAUAUAAUUAGCUUCAAUUCCUUUAUAUGAAUGGGCCGCUUAUUAGUAAUCUAUUUUUUAUAUAAAAAAUCAUUUACUACCAGAUUUAUAUUCUUAAAUAAAUAUUAAAACUUUAAAUGAUGAUAAUUUUAGGGCCUAAAUAUAAUAGAAACUUACUUAGUUUUAAUAACAAAUAAAAUAACUUCCUAAAGAAUAAUAAAAGGCUUUUGUAUUAGUUAAUAUGCUUUCAAUUUAUGAUAUUAUUGUGUUUCUUAAAUAUGAACUAGAAGGUCUAGAUUUUGCUAUAGAAAUAAUGAAAUAAAUUGAUAAUAAAAUUCCGAGAUUUUUCGCAUAUAAUGACAAAGAUUUAUUUAUUAGUCCUGAAAUAAUUGAAGAUGAGAUUUGGAAAGUUAUUUAAUCUUCAUAAGUUACUUUUGAAAAUAAAAAUACUUUGGGACUUGAAUUAGAUAAGAACAACUUUUAGAGUAAUUUUGUAUUUUAAUUCUAAAAUGCUACUCAUAAUUUAUAAACAACUAGACCUUAAGAACUUUCAGCUUUAAUUUAGGCUUUCUUAUCUAUUAUUGAUAAUUAAGAAUAAACUAAAAAU
This is a messenger RNA of Ichthyophthirius multifiliis, 1048 nucleotides long. RefSeq lists its product as hypothetical. Lineage: Eukaryota; Ciliophora; Oligohymenophorea; Hymenostomatida. The record is from RefSeq and is a predicted model, not a curated record. The transcript is spliced from 2 exons.